Molecule: messenger RNA, 6274 nt
Organism: Papilio machaon (common yellow swallowtail)
Lineage: Eukaryota; Metazoa; Arthropoda; Insecta; Lepidoptera; Papilionidae
Exons: 11
Coding region: 157-6231 (2024 amino acids)
Biological process (GO): chromatin remodeling
Cellular component (GO): CERF complex
Molecular function (GO): protein binding
Source: RefSeq, a predicted model, not a curated record
UGUUCUGAUACACAACGCAUAUCGUAUCUGUAUUUAAUCGCGUAUAAUAAACUGACUAUAACAUGAUAAAUUUUCUGCAAAAAUAUAGCGAUACUAUGGCAUAAAGUUUUUUUAUAGAUGUGAAAAGUGAUCUAUGAUUGCGUAUCGUCAUAGGUUAUGUUUCCAUCUUUUAUUAGUAUUUUGGAUAUUCAAUCAUGGUGGGAAGUACCAAGUAUCGCGUAUUUUUGUUCCUUGUUCAGGACUGCUUUCAAUCUUCUAGAUUUUGACAUUGAAGAAUUAGAAGAGGCCUUGUUAACAGAUGGCACAGAGGAAACUGCGAGUUCGCUUUUGACAGAGUUAAUAGUGCGUUUGUUAAACGGCUGUUUCGGCAACAAUGAUAUCUCUGCAUUUAAUUAUCAGAUGUAUUUGAGACGCCUAUUUAGGCGAAAAUGUCAAGAAACUGGACGGUACAAUCCAUUUAACACAGAUAUUGAUUUUCAAUUUUUGCCACUUCGUACAAAGGUGGAAAUAUUAUAUGCAUUGUGUGAUUUUCGCUUGGAUGCCGAAGAUGUCUUUGAGUUAUUCAAGAACCUGGAAUCAGAGAGCUUAAGAGUUGAACCUCUCGGAUGGGACAAUAAUGAUUCAGCAUACUGGUACUUCUAUGGAACGAGACUGUAUCGAGAAGAUGUAAUAAGGAAGCCAAAGUCGAGGAGUAGGAGGAAAAGAGGACGUGAAGGCAAGAAGCGUGGCUGGUUUUACGGUGAUGACUGGCUGGAUGAUGACGAAUCGGUGCGAGUGUGGCAAGUGGUGUGCUUCACCGAGAAUGACUGGAACCACCUGACAGACAAGUUUAGGAGAGCAACCAGCAAGGUUGAGAAGGAGCUGUAUCGCUCUCUAUCACAGAAUUUCCUACCAGAGAUACCAAGACUUUUCCAUGAAAAGGAGCGCUUGCAAAGAAAAAGCUGUCGCCCGCGACUUCGUUCACAUGGAAUAAAAAACGAGUUGUUAGAGCUCGCGCCGAGGCGUACAUCCAGCCGCGUGCUGCAGAAGAUAGAACAGAAGGAGAAAGAGCGGAAGCGCAGCGUCCAUGAGGCCACGGACAACGACACAAAAAAACAAAGUGCACAGCUUGCGCGGGACACCAGGGCCCGGAGGAGGGAACGACUAAGGACUAAAUCCGCGUCAUCGGAUUCAUCUGACGAGAGUUCAGACAGUGAAAAAAAAGAAAUGCCCCAGAAGGUUUCAAAAUCUAAGAAGACAGAAAAACAAACGAAACAUUCAACCCCUAAGCGAAAGGGCUCGCCCCCUCCGGUGCCGCCCGUGAAGACGGGCAGGAAGACAAACAACUCCUUAGCCUCUGCUACUGGACAAAUUGUUAUACCCGAUACUGUUGAACCUGUUAACAGUACCAGGAGGAAAUUGAAAACAUCACAAAUUUUUACUCAAUCCGAUGAAGAUGUCCAAAUUGAUAUGUACAAAGUGUUGGAGCAGCUCAGCGCUCAUGAUGACGCCUGGCCGUUCAUGGACCCCGUGGAGGAGGAUUACGCGCCCAACUACUACGCGGUCAUCAGGCGCCCCAUGGAUCUACGUAAAAUGGAAGAAAGACUUGAUUCCGGAUACUACACGGACUUUAAUAUGUUCAAAGCGGACUUCAAAUUGAUUGUGAAUAAUUGUCGUCUCUACAAUGGACAAGAUAAUGAGUAUACCACGAUGGUGGACAACCUACAAGCGGCUUUCGACCGCCUCACCGAGAAGUACAUUCACCAAGUGUCAUCAUCAGACGAGGAGAUUGCAGUGGAGUACCAACUGCCCACACCGUCGCGGAAACACAAAAUUAAAACAAGUGAAUCUCCCCCUCCUCACAAACGAAAGAAGCGAAAAUCUCAUUCGGAUGCAGCGGAGCCGCAGACCAGUUCCUCGGAUCAAGUCGAACUCGAAGAAAAAGAAGAGGUAGAGGAAGAGGUAGAGGAAAUACCGGAACCAAAUGAAGAGGAAGAAUCAAAAGAAUCUCAUAAAAUUAAAAAGAAACAUAAGGGUCAUCACAGACACGGAAAACAUUCCAAAAAUCAUAAGAAAUAUUCUCACAAAUCUGAGCAUGAAUCUAGAAGUCGACACAGUAAAAAACAUGGAAAAAAUAAGGACAAAGAUGGUAAAAAAUCAAAGAGGAAGAAGAGUAAGCACCAAGAGGUGGAAACAGAAGAGAUGAAGCGAAGUGAGUCACAAGAAUCUCUAGAGAGUUCCAAUAGGAGCCGCAGCGCAAGCCCUCUGCCCUCCAUCCACACGCCAUCACCCUCUCCUUCGCCCUCACCGUCACCUUCCCCCACCGAACUAGACCGCCGUCACAAACGUCGCCUGCGUGACCAGCGCAAUCGUGAUGAAGGCGAGCAGAGCGACCCUCGCCGGAAGCCCGAGCCUCAAGAGUCGGACCAGCUCGCCGAUCCUGAUUUCUACAAAGAUAAAUAUGACAAAAUUAAAGAAAGGCGACGCCACGCCGCCAAGGAUGCUUGGGAAACUCUCUUUGAUUUUAAACAAAAGACAAUCGAUAAACAGAAACAAAACUUACGUAUUCCAGAAAAAGAUAAGAACCAAAAAUUGAGAGAAACAAUCGAAAAAUUAAAAGCGAAGAACGAGAAGUAUAGGACAACUUCUCUAUUUAAUAGCUUAUUCACAUGCCACAGCACCAGGAGGAGGAGUUCAGACUCCGAUACCAAAGAUUCUAAAGAUUCUGCAAAAGAAGAUGACAACUCAGAUUCUUCAGAUGAUGAAAAUCUAAAACAAAAAAUUACUCAUAAGAAAAGGGGGAAAAAGACUACCGCCAGAAAUGAAUCUGCUACAGUAGCUUUGGAGCAAGCAGUCAAAGACAUAAGUAAAUGGCUGGAUGAUACACCAAAGGGGUCUGCUCAAAGCUGUGCAUCAGACAGCCCAACACAAACUAUUUCUACGGAGGAUCCAGAGAACAGUCGCCAAGAUGACGAAUCAUCGCAAGGAGAUAAAUCCUUGCAAACCAAAAAAGAACCUACGCGCAAGAGACCUUCCUCAAGAGAACCAAAACUAGUGAAAAGGAGGGAGAUACAAAGAACUAUUGAUAGAUUGCAGCCUGGAAAAAGUAAGGGUAAUCUACUCACAAAUAUAAGUAACAAGACAUCCGAAAAAUCGGAAGAAACUGAUUCUACGGGCCCACUCCACAAAUCACGGGAAACGGUUAAAGGUGAGGAGUCCUGUCCCAAAUUAAGUCUCGGCUCUGUUCUCCCCUCUGUGGAGUUCACUCUUGGAAGCGAUCACAAUUUUACCAAUGAUGAGGACAAAACAGAAAAGAAAAUAGAAACUAUCACUUCAGCCGACAUCGAGCAACCAUUUGAUGAGGAAGAUAACGCUGUAUCUAGCAGCGAAGACAAACCGACGCCAACUAAAAAAGAUGCCGAAGUCGAAACGGAACCUACGAUUCCGCCCAAGCCUAACCAAGAAAAAGCAACGCCGAACUUGAGUGCCUGGUUCAAAGCAUUCGGCGCUCCAAAAGCUGCAUCGUCAACUAUAACGUCAAAGAAAAAGAACGAACAUGAAUCUGAUGACAAAACUACAGAUAAAAUUAACUUUGAUAACAAAUUCACUGCCACGAAGAGUGCUACGAAAUUUGAUUCCCCUAACGGGCCGGAGACGCCAGAUGGCGGCGGUGAGAGCCCGUUGCCGCACGCGUCCACCACACCGAGACAGAGGCGCACCAGCACCGGCAGCUCGGUAUCGGAACGAUCCUCCUUCAGCCAGGACCUAGACUCUCCCCGGCACCACAUGUCAUUGACCUCGCCGCUCCUGCGUUCCCCCGCAUCUCCACGAUACGACGAUUUCCAAAAGGUAUCGUACCCAAUUAUAAAUGGCACUGUGAGAGCCGGCUUCUAUCAAGACACGACGUCAGUUAAAAGUAGCCCAGAAAAGAGUUGCAGUCCACGUGAAAUGCCGCAAUCACCAUAUUCACCGUACUCACAACACGUCUAUAUCUCGAGCACCGCCACGGGAUCGGCCACUCCUAAUUACUUCGUCGACCACAACAAGAGUCCUUUGCCCGCUUAUGGGCAAAAUGCGCCUUCGUACUACGACGCAGCAAAAUCUCCGCUGGUCAAUAAGCCAACUCGAAAUCACGAUGAUUAUUCCCCAAUGGGAACAGAAUCAUACCAACAAAAUGCCUACAAGGAGCCCUAUCAGUCCACCUGUUCUCCGUACCCACAAGGUCCUACCAAAGACUACUCACAUCCAAGUGUAUCAACACACCCUGUCCCAGUGAUGAAUAACCCAGUUUCGUGUACUUCCGCGCAGAUUAAUUCUGAUCCUAAGACAACCCAUUUCCCAGUUAAAAAACGAACUUACAAUGAACCUGAAGAAUUAACCAAAAAAUCUGUGGAACCAAAAGAUAUGUCAGCUAUUACAAAGGCACAUGAUCAUCAAAAAAUAACGCAAUCUUCAUACCAAAUACCUAUAUCGAAUGCCUCUGUCGAUGACAUAGCUUUGGCAUUAACUGAAAAAUCAGAAAACUUGAGCAAAAACCUUUGCUUGCGUGAAACAAGUGCUAUGGAAUAUGUCGAAAGACGUUCUCCAGAUACUACAGAGAUUGAUUACGACAGCGAUGUUCAAGAAAUCAAGAGCGAUGACGUCAUGUCCGAUUCGAGCAAGUCUAUUGGCAUGAUGAAGAAAGAUUGCGUAGAUAUGAUUAACAUGGGUUACAUGAAUACGGACAAGGACAGACGAAACAGCAGCGAAAUGCGCGAAAUCGAUUAUGCAAAAUCCAACACUGCUAUGAAUCUUGGAAUAAAUAAUCACCAGCCCCAAUUACCACUAGCAAAAGCGGCUAUGCCCGCCAGUAAUAUGACACCCGCACAUUGUCACGAUCGACAGAUCAAUGACAUGCCUAUCAAUCACAACGUCGCCCACAUGCAUCACAAGCAAUAUGACGCGAACAACUUUUCCCUUAAUGAUAUUGAACUAGCGAACAAGAAAUUAUAUGGGUGCAACACUUCUUUGCCGCCUUCCGCCACAGCCAUCGACUAUGGGAAUUGGAAAGUUACCAAUCAAAUUAGAAAGGCAGACAUUAUGCCCUCGGACUAUUCUAACUCAUACGUCGCGAACAACGAAGAUAAACUUAAACCUGAGAUUAAUCUCACCACCACUGCAGCUCUUAACUACAACAAGAACUUGCAGCAAGAACAGUAUAAUGCAUACAACAGCGUGCCGAGGACGAGUCUGCAGCGAACUCAAGACCUUCACCAAAAUCUUCAGGGUGAAAUACGAAUCCCGAAUCCGCGCACCAUGCUCAAGACUGAUCACAUGAUGGCACCUCCCGCCCAUUGCGACACCGAGUCAAUCGCUAAGAACAUUGACACUUUGGCCAAAUCACAAAAAACCGACAAAUUGGUACAAAACCAUCCGCUCGCCUCAUCGAUUCCCUACAAAACUUCCUACACUACACAUUCAUCGAUUCCUCUCGAGACUUUACGAUCUAUUCCUAACAUACCGCAAAUGCUAGAGCGGUACUCCAACGACGAUAGGUACUUAUCGAGUUUUUCUGGCACUGGCGCCCCUCUGUAUCAUGAUCCCAUUACGACAUCGGUGAACUCUGUUUACUCGCAGCAUUCACCAUCCGUUAGCAAGGAAGACAUGUACAAGGCAUCGUCGACCAUCACCAGCGCUCACCAAGAUCCCAAGCCGAAGACGAAACGGAAAAGAACGACGGAGAAUAAAUCUUCGCCGGUGGUCGCACAAACGUACCACAGCCCGCCUUGCACUACCGACAUGCUGAAGCCCGUAAAAACUAACAUGAUGGCGACGAGCGCUUUCAACUUUGGCUCCACCCCCACCCUCGGAGCACCAUUGUAUGGCGAAAACGGCGGGUUCUCCAUAGAAGACUUACGUAAUAGCACCAAUCAGCUAAUGGCGGUUAACUACAUGGCUGCGGCUGUGGCCCAUCAACAAAGAAACACGGCGGAGACUAGUGCUGAAAAGCAUGUUAAACCCGCACAUCAGAACUCAACUCAUGGUAGUGGGUCCUUCCCCUACAUCGGACACGGUCAAGUCCGAGCAGGUUACCCGUUCGUGGGCGCCGAGGCGUCCCAGCCGCUGUACCAGCAGUACUUGCAGCGACACCAGGAGGAGCUGCUGCGGCAGACGGGCGCGCAGAUCAUGAGCCUCUACUCGCCGGCGUAUCCCGCCGCGCUAGGCGUGCGCGCGCCACCCUACGACGGCAUCAAUAGACACUCGUGGCUCUGAGAACCGCUUUGCGCGCAAGCCGCGCGCCCCGCGCCGCCGCCGC